Diuraphis noxia (Russian wheat aphid) is the source of this 543-nucleotide messenger RNA. RefSeq lists its product as uncharacterized. The record is from RefSeq and is a predicted model, not a curated record. NCBI's taxonomy places the organism in Eukaryota, Metazoa, Arthropoda, Insecta, Hemiptera, Aphididae.
AUGCUCAGCUUGUACGUGCUCUCGUGUGGACGCGCCUUUAAAUCCGCGCUUACCGCGCACGAAACGCCGCAGUGGUCGGUCAAGCUACCGAUCGUUUUACUCGCACUACGCAGCACCGUGAAAGCAGACGUCGAUCAUACUCCAGCCGAGUUGGUAUACUGCACCACGCUCCGACUACCAGGCGAAUACUUUCACCACGCGCCACCCGAGCUACAACCGCCUGAGCUGGUAGCUGCCUUACGUCAAUCGAUGGGACAACUAUGUUUCACGCCCGGUGCUAACCACGAAACCCGACGCACCCACUUCGUACCAGACGACCUCAACCGUACGAGCCACGUUUUCAUCAGGAUAGAUGCCGCCAAGUCGCCGCUCCAGCCACGUUACGAGGGACCGUCCGCAGUUUUGGAACGCCGCGAAAAAAUAUUCAAGGUGCAGCGCGGGCAAUCAUCGACGACCUGGAUUUCCAUCGAACGUCUCAAGCCAGCAUUUGUCUUACGCGAGGAUCCGAUCGCCGUCCAUUCCUACUCGCGUAAUUCCGUAUAA